Messenger RNA from Sclerotinia borealis F-4128, 858 nucleotides. Lineage: Eukaryota; Fungi; Ascomycota; Leotiomycetes; Helotiales; Sclerotiniaceae. The record is from the annotation of a GenBank genome assembly.
AUGACGGGUAGAUUUACUCUCAAAGAUCCCGUUCGCUGUGCUCACUAUGCUCGAUUCUUCAAACAUAUCACAUUGACUGAGGCCAAUAUCAUAUUCUGGUCCUUAUUUAUCUUCGUUCUAGUAUUGAUGUGCAUAUCAUCUAUUCAACAUCACAAAUCCAACAACCUCACCGAACUCCUCAAAACCACCCCCAACUCAUCCCCUAGUCACAAACGACGUAUCCGUCGUCGCCGCAUCCACUACCUCUCCAUCGUAUCCCUCUGUUUCCUCCUAGCCCUCAUCUCCAUCAUCCUCGAAGUCUUCGCCGCUUUCAACAUCGAAUAUUGUGAUGGUGAAGAUCUCAUCCAACUCUACUGGGGUUUCUGGUCGAUCCUCCAAGUCGGGUCCCUCAUCGCCAUCUUGGGCGUCAUGCUUCAAUUCUGGAUUGUGUUGGGGAAUGUACAGACACCGAGCUGGGCGGUGGCGUUGGGGACUCCGGUGUUGGUUUUUGCGGCGUUGGGAUAUAUCUUUAGGCAUAUUGGGAAGAGUUGGAGUUGGAGUUGGAGGAGAGGGAAGAAGGGAGAGGAUACGGAUGUAGAGGAGGGUGGGGUUCAGGGGUCCGGGGAUGAGGAUGGUGGAGAUGGGGAUGCAGAUGAAGAUGGAGAGAUUGAGAAGAGGGGGGGUUGGGCUGAGAGGUGGAUCUCUUGGGCGCCAGAUCAAACUCAGAGGAUGAGGGAGAGUAGGGAGAGUGAUGAUGAUUUGGAUAGGGUGAGGACGAUUAGGUUGGCUGAUAAUUCGGAUUUGGAAUUUACUUCUAGGGCAACAACGAUAUAUACACCGGGACAACCGGGAGAUGUCAGGAGGAGCUCGACGUAUUGA